AUGGCGAGCAAGCAAGAGCGCUUGGCGGGACGCAUCGCGCACGCGGCGACGACGGCGCCGGACGCCACGUCGCGCGGACUCAUGCGCGCCUCGCUCGCAUUCUUACCGCGCGGAGGAGGCAACGGCGACGAUAUUCGCAUGGGCAUCUUGAACAUCAUGCGAACGCACGGCAUCAAAGAGGGACAUCGUCCGGGAAUCGAGGAUCCGUUCAUCGCGCAGUGGCAUCAAAAGCUUCACUCUAACACCACGCCCGAUGAUGUGAAGAUUUGCGAGGCAUACCUGCACUUUUUGCACACCGGUAACUGGGACGAUUUCUGGGCGCACUUGUGGGAUAACGCCGGCUUGACGCGAGAAGAUUUGGCCGGUAUGAAGGCGGGUUGGCGCUCGGACGGCAUCCACGGCCCCGCGUUCCACAUGCCGCAAAUGAUCGAUUCUUUCAAACAUUACUUGUGGGUUUUAAAGACCACGCACUCGGGCGGGGACGUGGACAGCGCCAUGAACUUUGCCAGAAACGGUUUGCCCGGCGACUUGGCGUGGGAGGUGGACGAUUUGCUGCAAAACCGCGACGCGUGGUGGGUGCCGGGGAAAAUUAUCGAAGUUCGUAAGAAGCUUCUCGGAGUUUGGCAACACGACAGCCCGAACCGAGACGUCGUCAUGCUCGACGCGACGUUGGAAAAGUUUUUCAGAACCAAGGUGGAAGCCGUCGAUUACGGCGCAAUGUCCUCGGAUGAUUUGCUUUCGCUUCUCGAGCUUUCUUUGACGAACGUCGCGCUGACGAACGAGUCCACGCGCAUCGGCGAGGGCUUAAAAUUUCUCCAAGUCGCCAUGGGUGACGGUCACGGCGAACGCUGGGGCGCGGACUGGUCGAAGACCAUGGACGCCGCGCUCGAUUUCUGCGCUCUCGCCAUGGAGAGCGAUAUGGACUUUUUGUGCCGCGCUACGCAAAACGCUGCAGAUAUCAUCGCGUCUAAGUCCACCAAGGCUGAUCCCAAGUACUUGAUCAACUUUGGGGAAGAAAACGUGCGCUCACACAGCCUGUUUGUCGUCUCGCAAUUGAUUUCGACGCUUCGUCCGGCGGUUCGAGCCGCCGCGGGUCGCUCGCCUUGGCAAAUUGUCAGCGUCGGCGACGCCAGCCUCGAGACGUACGCCGGGAUGGCGAAAGUUCAAACGCUCAAGAUGGCGGGUGAAAACGUGCGAUUCUCUAUCGCGGGUGAAGAUGUGCAGAUUGAUAAAGCCAACGUCUCCGACGCGACGACGACGGCGAGCGCCAAGGCGACGACCAAGGUGUCUAUCGCCCCUUACAAGCCCUCUGACGCGUGGCUGAUUACUCCUGACGCGUACAGCAGCGAUAUUGUCGGCGGCAAGAGCAACAGUCUUUCGGAAAUGGCCAAGGAACUCGCCGCAAUGAACAUUGCGAACGUCGACGUGCCAGGAUCGUACGCGCUUCCAUUUGGCACCUUUGAACGCGCCCUCGAGGAAGACGUCGACACUCGUACUGCGCUCGAAGCAGCCGUUGCCGCCAUUGAGACAGCGACUACCGCCGAAGACCGCCGUGCGGCGCUCGCGGAUGCGCGAGAAAUCAUCGCCACCCGUCUCGUGUGCCCGCAAGGUUUGGAAUCCGCGCUCGACGAAGCGGCGGCGAAGCUUUCACCAUCCGUCGACCUCCCGCGACUCUGGGACGCCGUUUGCGGUGUAUGGGCGUCAAAAUGGACAGAGCGUGCGUGGUUGUCGCGUAAAUCCUGCGGCAUCGACGACAAGGAUCUCAACGUCGCCGUGCUUCUCAUGGAACUCGUGGACGCCGAAUUCGCCUUCGUGGUGCACACCGCCAACCCUGUCACCGGCGACGCGGAUGAAAUCUUUGGUGAGAUUUGCGUCGGUCUCGGGGAAACUUUGGUCGGUAACGACGCUGGUAGUGCGCUCGGAUUUACGGUGAGCAAGACAACGGGUGAGGUCACGCUUCGUUCGCUUCCGAGUAAGCUCUGCGGGCACUUUGCGCCAUCCGGCGGUACCGUCAUCGCGAGAAGCGACUCGAACGGUGAAGACUUGGAAAAUUUCGCCGGCGCUGGUCUCUACGACAGCAUCACCGCCGAGCCUACGGAAGAACGCGUGGUGGACUACACCGCGUCGUCUAUCGUGUGGAACUCCCUCGCGCGCGAAGCGAUGAUUAGACGAAUCUCCGACAUCGCCAAGUCGGUGGAGAGCUAUCGAGGCUCGCCGCAAGACAUCGAAGGCGCCGUCGUGGGCGAUCGCAUCGUCUUGCUUCAAACGCGUGCGCAAAUUUGCUAA
Messenger RNA from Ostreococcus lucimarinus CCE9901, 2286 nucleotides. RefSeq lists its product with no specific name. Gene Ontology annotation, biological process: phosphorylation. The transcript is spliced from 2 exons. Gene Ontology annotation, molecular function: ATP binding; kinase activity. The record is from RefSeq and is a predicted model, not a curated record. Lineage: Eukaryota; Viridiplantae; Chlorophyta; Mamiellophyceae; Mamiellales; Bathycoccaceae. Bases 1 to 2286 code for a protein of 761 amino acids.